AAUGUCAAUGCAGUCCUAUCGGCUCUCUAUCGAAUACCUGCGAAAAACGUUCCGGUCAGUGUCAAUGUCUGACCAAUGUUACCGGACGCCGUUGUGAUAAAUGCAAGGCAGGCCAUUGGAAUUUAACACAAAGUGUGGGUUGCCAUGAUUGUCGCUGUGAUCCCUCAGGCUCUAGAAGUCAUGAGUGUAAUCCCUGGACGGGUCAGUGUGAUUGUAAAAUCGGUGUGGGAGGUCAAAGAUGUAAUGAGUGUACAGAUGGCUUUUUCGGUUUCUCAACUGAUGGCUGUCAGCGUUGUGCCCCUUGUCCGGGAGAGGGUCAAGUAUGUGAUCCACUAAAUGGUCGUUGUGUUUGUCCACCCAAUAGCAGAGGUUUGGGUUGUAGUCAAUGUGUAGCGGGUACUUGGGGUUGGCAAUCAAGAUUGGGUUGCCGUGAGUGCCAGUGCGAUCGAGUGGGUUCGAUCGGACAAUAUUGUCAUACACAAACGGGUCAAUGUCAGUGUAGAGAAGGUUAUUCCGGACGACGAUGUGAUGCUUGUGCGCCGGGUUAUUUUGGUUAUCCCGAGUGUAGACGCUGUAAUUGUGAUGCAGAUGGUUCGUAUGUGGGUAAAGAUGGUUUGAUCACCUGUGAUGCCAAUGGUCAAUGUCCCUGUAAGAGUUUAGUAGUGGGUUUAAAGUGUGAUACUUGUAUGCAGUCAUCAUUCGGUUUGUCUGCCCUUAAUCCUGAAGGCUGUACCAGAUGUUAUUGUUUUGGUCGUGCUAGUGAAUGUGAACAAAGUAAUUGGUCUUGGGGUCAUGUCAGAAUGUCAGAGUCACGUAAUCUUUCCAUACAAUAUUUGAACUCACAGCAUAUAAGUAAUUCGGAAUUUGAAUAUAUUGUGGUGGUACAAAUGUCCGGUUCCAAAACAUAUCGAGAAGAUGCAGAAAUACAAAAUUUCAAUGGUUUAAAUUUAAUACCUCGCUCUACGGGAAAUGUUUCCAUGGGUUCCUAUAGCCAACUAUACUAUCCCUUGUACUUCCAAUUACCCCCACAAUUCUAUGGCGAUCGUAUUAGCAGUUAUGGUGGUAAUCUGUAUUUUACUUUAUUAACCGAGGGAGGUAAUACACCUUUAGAUCGUAAACUCUUAAGUCGUUAUCCUUUGGUACAAUUGCAUGCUCAUCAUAAAAUGAUUUUGGAUUUUUAUGAAUACGAAAGUUUUGAAUACUCACGCAAUGAAACUUAUCGUGUACCUUUACAUGAAACCUAUUGGAAGUUGCAUCACAAUGGCCAAUCGGUGGAUAGAGCGACCUUAAUGGCUGCUCUGCAAAAUGUUCGACAUAUAUUGAUUCGAGGUUCCUGUUUUGCUGAUUUCUCGGAAAUAAUUUUGCAAAAUGUCCACAUGGAUUCGGCCAUUUAUGUGCAUGGAUCCACCAGCAUGAUAGCUAAGGGUGUAGAGAAGUGUAAAUGUCCCAAACGGUUUGAUGGUUUAUCGUGUCAAGAUCCUGGUAGAGGUUUCUAUAGAUGGCGUAAUGUUACCGAAACUGAGACUAUCUAUAUAGAAGAUCUAAUAGGUAGGGCGGCUCCCUGUUUUUGUAACGGACGCAGCCUGGAGUGUAAUCGUGAAACGGGAGAGUGUGUGAAUUGUCGCGAAAAUUCCGGUGGACGUCAUUGUGAACAAUGUGCCGAGGGUUUCUUUGGCGAUCCCAAUUCCCCUUACGGCUGCCAAGCCUGUCCUUGUCCCGAAACUAAUCGCAAUUUUGCCAAAGGUUGCACCGUUUGGCAGGGUGAGGUCAGUUGUGUUUGUCGUCCUGGCUAUACGGGAAAAUUGUGCGACAAGUGUCGUCAUGGUUACUAUGGCAAUCCUUUGGCUUCCCCUAUUAGUACCUGUAAACCCUGUAAUUGUAAUCUGAAUGGCAUUAGCCGGGAGGGUUGUGAUGCUUUGACGGGCCAGUGUUAUUGUCGAGAAGGAGUUACUGGUCUGAAAUGUGAUAAAUGUAAAGCGGCACGUCAUCAUGUGGAAGAGAAAGGCUGCAGAUUGUGCGAUAACUGUACUCUACUCCUACUGGACUAUGUAGAACUAAUAGGUCAUAAACUUAGAAGAGGCAUACACAACAUGGAUUUGACUGGUAUACCAGCUCCCUACAUUAAGGUCGAGGAAUAUGAAGAUCUUUUUAAUCUACAAAAUACCCGCUAUCAUGACUUUAAUAAUGCUCGCCAAUUGCUGCUAAACUAUGACAGCUCAGCCCUCAUAAAAUUAGAUUCACAUGCCGAAAAUCAAAAAUUCCAAAAUCGUAAGGCCUUAGCCACGGCUGAGAAAAGGAACCAGGCUGUGCAGGUUAUACUUAAAGAUGCUCGUCUACUUUAUGGCGAUCUGGAAUCUAUACAGACGGGUAUUCUAACAAAUAUAGCAAAUCUGGAAAAUUAUGGUAGGGGAUCUCAUUAUUUAAGUUUACCCACUGCUUUGCAGCAAGGUAGAUUCUAUUUGGAUUCGAUUAAACAACAUAGGGACUCGGUAAAUGAUAUUAGAACGGCAGCUUCUUGUGCCUGGCAUUAUUACUUUAAGUUCGGCAAUGCCUCCGAUGCGGCCUUUGAUCAAAAGGCUAAAGUGGAAAUGUUUUGGAGGGAUCUAAAUCAUACCAAUUUUCGCAUAUCGGAUAUAAGAUUACAAGCAGAUCGUACCGUGGAAAUGCAAAAUGAAAUCGAUGAUGUUCUGGAGCAUAUACGUAAUCUAAAGAGUUAUACUUCGGAAGAUUAUCAGCAGAUAGUCGAUUUAAAGUUUAAGAUAAGGGAAUAUCUUAAGGAGACCUUAGUGCCUCAAACUGCGGUGUUAGUGGAAAUGAAUGUUGGACGUUUGGAGUUGUUGAGCGGUAAUGUAGACAAUAUUAUUAAACUGGGUACAGUGUUAAAUGCCACCUUGGAUGAAAAUGAAACGGUUCACCGGGAAGUGCGUAAACAUUGGCUGCCUAAAGCUCAAAAACAUGCCGCUCGUUUGCUGGAAAGAUCCAACGAAUAUGCCCGACAAUUUCAACCCACACGUAAUGGAGCUCGUAUAGCCAUGCUGGCGAGUUCGGCCCAUAAAAAUAUAUCGGAGGCCAUAGAGGCAGCACGCUUGGCUUCCAUAGAAGCCAGAGAACGGGUUUAUACUGCCCAUAAUAAACUUUAUCCUAGGCAAGGCCUAUCGGUUAUUGAUAGAGCUAGAAUUUCUUUAAAUAAAUCCAAAAUUUUAAAACAAGAUGCCAUGCAGGAGAUUAAGGAAACAGAAGGUCUUAAGAAUCGUUUGCGCGUCCAUGAGAAUAAGGUAGAAGGCAUUAAGAAUCGUAUUAUAAAUGCUGGCAUACGUACCAAUAACAUCUCCUCGCAUAUACAACCUUUGCAACAUACUACGGCUCGCAAAAAUACCAUAGAAAGUUUGGAUAUUGCUUCCAAAAUCUCAGAUGAAAUGAAGGGAGUAUCGCGGCACACUCAGCAGCUGCAUGAAGAUAUUAAAAAGUUACGUGAUAAAUUUGCAAUUUUAGAACCCGAUUGGGAAAUCAAAUUGGGUUUGGCAGAGGAAAAUAUUUCCCUAACCAAAACCAAUGUACGUUUAGCUAAUAUUUCUCUAACCUAUGUGGAAGAGCAAGCGGUUAAGGAGCAAUCAGAGUUUGAUGUAUGGAAUAAUACCAUGGCUAAACAGAUCCAAGAGUUAAGAGAUAAAAUUGCCAAAGCUAAACAUGCCGCAGAAGGUAUUAAGAUUUCUUUAGAGUCUUUGGGUCCCAAAUGCAUAAGAUCCUAUUUGCCUAUAUCCUAUGGUCUCACCACGUCCAAUACUAUUAAACUCAGCUUUGCCCUACCCAAUCGUAAUGGCAAUUCACCUCUGCUCUAUAUACAGGGCAAUGAUGGUCGUUAUAUUGCCUUGGAUCUAUUCAAAAGACAUGUUAGACUUUUAUGGAAUUUGGGUGGUUCCACCGAGAUUAUAACCCAUCCCUUAGAGAUACAGACAAGAGAUCCGCAAUACGAUGAUGCCUGGUAUCAUGUCGAGGUUAAUCGUACUUUAAAUAUAGGCAGUCUUUUGGUAAGACGUAUGAAUAAUUAUGGCGCCUUAGUGCCUCAGAAUCCUGUGACUGGCAAUACUGAUGUGGAAUUUACACGCUUUUUCCAAACUCCGGAGGAACGCAUAUAUCUGGGUGGUUAUCCCAAGUUAAUGCGCACCAAAGAUUUGCAAUUGAAUCCGGGUCUUAAUGUUGUGGUACACAAUGUGGAGGUCGAUAAUAAACCCAUGGGUAUAUGGAAUUUUGCCUCGAGUGAGGGUAAAUGUGGAGGCGCCAUGAUAGGGGCUCAAGAAUCCAGCUCUUCCUCCGUAGCUAGACAUUUUAAUGGUUUAGGCUAUGCAGAGGUGAAGAAGUCUCGUCCGCGACCUUAUCGCAAGAACUUGUUUGCUUUACAAAUGACCUUUAAGACAUUAGAUGAGAAUGCACUGUUAUUCUUAGCGGUAGAUGAUAAAAAUAAUCGCUCGGUAUCUGUGACUCUCAGUCGUGGUCGCAUUAUGUUCCGCAUUGAUUAUGGCGAUGAAUCGAAAUUGGAAAUUAAUACCACCAAUAAAUACAAUACAGGUAAAUGGAUUAAAAUCGAGGCAGCUCGGGAAUUUGUACCCAAACGUGGUACAGAAAAUGGCAUAUUGAGGGUGAAUAAUGAAAGAGCUAUAACGGGUUCUCCGUCGGUACCCAUUAAAAGUCAUAUGCUGCCGGAUCUUUCGAAACCGGUUUAUUAUUUGGGUGGAGUACCGCCUGGUUUUACCUCGGCUACCUCUAAAGCUCCCGGAGCAGAUAAUCCCUUCUUGGGUUGCAUGAUGGAUGUUCAAGUUAAUGGCGAGACUUAUGAUCCUUUGGAAAGUUCUUCGUAUUUCGGAGUGGAACCUUCGUGCAAGGAGAUGAUAACCAAGGCUGGCUUCACAGGUCAAGGUUACAUCGAAUUACCCUCCCAGUCGUUGCGCAAACGAGCCAAUACCGGUUUCGUUUUCCGCACUCUCCAAUCCGACUGUUUACUACUGCUCUCCGCCUACCCGCCCGAAGUUCAGGAUGACUACGAUGCCAAAGAUAUUAAAGGAAACUAUUCCAUUUCUCUUAUCGAUGGUCAUCUCCAAGUAUGGAUUAAUUCGGGACGCAGUUUCAUACAAAUGCAUUCGAAUGUUUCACUUAAUGAUGGUGAAUUCCAUGUGGUUAAUUUACUGAAAAAUGGUCGUAAAUUUGAGCUAAUGGUCGACGAUGAACUGCAAGUAACGAAAAAUCUUAUGGGCUCACCCACACUUGUCAGUAUGCCACGUGAUGCUGGUGGUUUGUAUAUAGGCGGUGCACCUCCCUUCGAGGAUUAUACACCUUUGGCUCCUACUUUUAUAAAGUUGGAGGGUGCAGUACGUGAUGUGGUUUUCAAUAAUCGUACUCUGAACUUUAAUCAAGCUUUAUCGUUUGUCAAUGUACAAAUUGGACGCAAUGGACCUGCUAUGGGUAGUGUUAAUGGUUUAAGUGAUAUUUUACUGAAGACAGAACCCAUGAUUGGUAAAAGUUUUACCGCCGCUCCGGAAGGUUGCAAAAGGGUUGGCAGUUAUUCUUAUGAGCCCAAUGCCUUUAAAUUUGGCGAUGAACCCUAUAGUUUUGCUCAAUUGCAAGCUCCUCUACGCAACUAUUGGCAAAAGAAUUUCCAAAUUUCUUUUGAUUUUCGCUCCUUUUAUCCUAAUGGUUUGAUUUUCUUAGCUCCCGGCAUGAAAGAGAAACAAAAACAUUAUUUAGCUUUGAUUCUAAAAGAUGGUCAUUUGCUGUUGAUAGUCAGAGGACGCCGACGUGAAGAGCUGCCUCUUCAUGCUAAACUUAAUGAUGGUGAAUGGCAUCAUGUUACGUUAAUGUGUCAGGAUCGUAAGGUUACCAUGUCUGUGGAAAUAGGUCGUACAGAUCAGAAAACUUCGGCACAAAUGAAAAUACCCAAGAAAAUUGCUGCCUCGAAUAUUAUGUUUGUGGGUGGUUUACCCGAGAAUCCUCCCAAAAUGCCGGCGGAACUUUUAAUGAAAUUGGAACCGUUUAAGGGUUGUCUACGUAGAUUUGCCAUAGCGAAUAGUACCCAGGAUUUGGCGAAACCCGGUAAACAUUUACAUGUGGGUCAGUGUUUUCCCAAUGUGGAGAGGGGUUCCUAUUUCCCGGGAGAUGCCUAUGCGGUGUACAAGAGAAAUUUCCAUGUUGGCAAGUAUUUGGAACUAGAAAUGGAAUUUAGAACUUCAGAGCUUUCUGGAAUUUUGCUAAGUAUAACUGAACCUACCGGUUUUCCUGCCUUAUCACUGGAAAUAUUCAAUGGCAAUAUUGUCUUCUCCUGUGACUUGGGUGAUGGCAAUCCCUUCCGCGUUGAAUCUUUACUGCCUUCCAAAUAUGCUUUGUGCGAUAAUAAAUGGCAUAAUAUAUCCGCCCUAUAUGACUACGAACAACUAGCCUUAAGAAUUGAUCAAAUGCCCACUACAAUAGCGGUAGCUCAACAAACUACCAUGGGUAGAGUACAAACCAAAUCUCCAUUAUAUAUAGGAGGAAUACCGGAAAUUGCAUCCAGUGGUUCCUUAUUGACCCGUGAAAAUUUCAAAGGUUGUAUAAGAAAUCUAUCGAUACGUAACGAACGACGCGAUUGGGUUGAUAUGGAUGCAUUACAUAAUGUUUUACUCAGUGAGUGUUUGGUAACCGGCACUGAAAGCUGAGUUUAAGUAAAGUUCAAACUUUAACAAAAAUAAUAAAGAAAAACUUAAGGAUCUAAUUGUGAUGCCAUAUACUUAGAUAACAAAAUAUAUAAAUUUCAAUAAGAACUGCCAUAUAAAUAAUAUAAAUAUUUAAAUUAAUUUAAAAGAAAAAAGAAUUUACGCUUAAUUUUAAAUAGUUUUAUUAAAUGCGACAUGAUCACUACAUACAUAUGAAACGAUUUCCAGUGAAUGAAAUAGAAUUUUUUAAAGAGAGGGUAAGAUAGAGGUAGACUAUAGGAUAGAUAUCCUAGAUAGUCUAAGGUAAAUAGUAUAAUUAUUGUGUCGAGUAUACAAGGGUGUAUUGUUUUGUAUAUUGGUUUAUAGUCUCGACUACAGAUUACUAUAUAGUCUCGACUACAGAGUAGUUUUUAAUAUCGACUAUUGAGUAGUUUGUAGUCUACAUACUUAUAUAGCCUACUCUAUAAUGUUGACUAUAGAUUACUCUAUAGUUUCGACUAUAGAGAAUAGUCUUAACAACAGAAUAGUCUAUAGUCUUGACUAUAGAAUAGUCUACAGUAUUG
Molecule: messenger RNA, 7243 nt
Organism: Lucilia sericata (common green bottle fly)
Lineage: Eukaryota; Metazoa; Arthropoda; Insecta; Diptera; Calliphoridae
Gene: wb
Product: laminin subunit alpha-1
Exons: 12
Biological process (GO): axon guidance
Cellular component (GO): basement membrane
Source: RefSeq, a predicted model, not a curated record